This is a messenger RNA of Bactrocera oleae (olive fruit fly), 3619 nucleotides long. RefSeq names its product UFM1 specific peptidase 1 (gene Ufsp1). The record is from RefSeq and is a predicted model, not a curated record. NCBI's taxonomy places the organism in Eukaryota, Metazoa, Arthropoda, Insecta, Diptera, Tephritidae.
UUUGACGUUACAUCAGCAACAAAAACAAUAAGCAAGCAAAGCACAAAUAAAUGAGAUACCUGUGUCGGGAGAGACGCAAAACGUAAAUUUUAUUUGUUAUUCGGUUGUCAUUAAAAAUUGACGCAUACGGUUGAAAUUAAUUGCAAGUAAAACAAUUGCAAAAUAAUUGGUUUAGGUGAUGAACAAUAUACAUAUAAUGUAGCCGCGUUAACUAAACAAGUUUCUGGGCACAGACGCAGUUUCAAGUAAAAAAGUGUGCAAGCGAAAAAAAGCGAACGAAAAAAUAGAGUGGGCGAUUAAUGGUUAAAUAAGCAAGUGAUAUUAGAUAUGGAUGAAGAACACCAAGUAACACGCAAAUGCUAUCCAUAUCAAUUGCUACGCAACGUGCAUAAAUGUCUGCCACUGCCGAAAACAAAUGCUACAGCAGAACCCAGCGUCACUUCAUAUACGAAAGGGGACUUUUCCUACUUUCACUAUAAUUGUGACGGUUUCAAGGACAUUGGUUGGGGUUGUGCCUAUCGUACGCUACAAUCCAUAUGCUCUUGGAUAGCUGGAAAACGUGGUGCUACGGAUGUAGAUGUACUGGUGCCAUCAAUAAAAGAAAUUCAACAAACACUUGUGAAGAUCGGUGACAAAACAAAUGAUUUUUUUGGCUCACAUGAUUGGAUUGGAGCCAUUGAGGUGUUCUACUUUUUGGAUACACUCUAUGAUGUUGUGUGCCGUAUCAUUCAUAUUGCAAGCCAUGAGGAUCUAAAGAAAUACGCAAAUGUAUUGAAGAAAUAUUUUGAAGAUUAUGGUGGUUUAAUUAUGAUGGGUGGUGAUAUGGACUCUGGAUCGAAGGGCAUUGCAGGAGUUCAUAUAAGCGGCAAUCAAGUUUAUUUUCUAGUCAUUGAUCCCCACUUUAUCGGCGUGCCCAAAUCUGUGCAAGAACUAGUUGAACGCGGCUACAUACGUUGGCAGCACACCUCGGAAUUUGUUGAUAGUUCCUUCUAUAACAUUUGUUUACCUCAACUUAAAUAAGACCAAAAAACAAGAUGCCAAAACAUAAAACACCUGGACAAUACAUAUAAUUGUAUUAUUCAUUUGUUAAAUGUCCAUACAAAAAAAAAAAAAAACUGUUGCAAUAGUAUUACUUAAUAAAAUUUAAAUUGCUUUCAUUACAGAGAUACCAAAAACGUUAAAUAAAUUAAAAUACAUAUAUAAUUAUUUUCAAACAAAACAAACCUCUUUGGACUUUUGCUUUUGGAAGGAACUAUCAACGAGUUACUAUUUUUUUAUCACAUAUUAAAUGUUUAUACUUAUUUUUACAUGCGACACUCAGACAUAUCGGCACUCUACUGUUGUUAAAUGAGCGAUAGCCACUGAUAACGCAUCAACUUAUAAAAUAAUCCGAAAUUGGUAAAAUAUGCCUGCGAUAAGCACUUGUCGCCGCUCCGUAACACACGCUUGCUGACUACACCAGCUUGCGUGCCGCGGAGUAAACCUGGCCAAUACCUAUAAACAAAAAAGACAAUUCGUCAUGUGAACGUUUAAUCAACAACUAACGCUUAAGUAUCUAAUAGCCAACAACGUAUAAAAUCCACUAGGUGUACAUACUAUAAUAUUACUUUCGAAAUAAGAUGGAAUUGCUGCAACGCUUGCUGUACACCGCCUUAAGUGCUGCCUCAAUUAUAUAUUUCAUAGUCAAAGCGAGCCUCUCGCAUUGGAAGCGGCGCGGUAUAUUACACGAGAAGCCGAGAUUCUUAGUUGGUAAUUUGGGUGGCGUUGGUGGCAAACGCCAUAUUAGCGCUGUGCUGGAGCAACUUUACGAAAAGUACAAAGGUCAAGCACCCUUCAUAGGUUGUUAUGCAUAUUUGAAACCAAUGGUUUUAAUAUUGGAUUUAGAUUUGGUGCGAAAUGUGCUCAUAACACAUUCUGAAUACUUCAAGGAGCGCGGCGUAUUCGGUAAUGCGCUACAUGAUCCACUCUCAGCAAAUUUGCUCCAACAAGAUGGUUCAGAUUGGCAACGUCUAAAUACGGUGGUGUGCCCAGCUUUCGCGCAAGAUAAUAUCUCACAGAUGCUACCAACGUUGGAGAAGGCCGCAAGCACAAUGCAUCGCUCUUUGACUCAAGCGGCGGAAGAUAAUGCAGUGCCCAUAAAUAAUUUGGUGGAUUGUUAUAACAUUGAUGUCAUUUCUACACUGGCGUUUGGCAUUAGUGGGGAAACGUUGCUCAAUUCCGAUACAGAAUUCCGUCGUAUGGCGCGUAGCUACCUCAAAGACUUCAACAUGUUUCGUCUAUAUUUUCUUAUGUAUUUUCCGAAUCUUGCUCGCUUGUUACGCUACAAAAACUACGAACAAGCUGCAACCGAUUAUUUUCUUAAGAUAGUGCGCCAGAAACUCUUCGAACAGGAGUGGAGUCGCUUAGAUAAACGGAAUAGUUUCUUUCACAUGUUUGCUGAGUUGAAACGAGAUCGCGACCCAAAAAGACGAUUAAGUGACGAAGAAAUAGCAGCACAGGCAUUUUCCUUUAUCCUUAUGGGAUUGGAAACAUGCAACUCGGCGAUGACAUUUUGCUUGUAUGAAUUGGCGCUGCAGCCGGAUUUGCAGCGUCGUGUACAGGCAGAAAUAUGCAAUGUGCUCAAGCGCAAUGAAAAUGGUAUGGAUAGUAAAAAUUUGAACGAUAUGAAUUUGCUGAGACAAUGUUUGAACGAAACUUUACGCAAGCAUACACCUUACGCUUUCUUAUUACGCAAUACGAAUGAGGAUUACGAAGUGCCUAAUUCUAUAUUCAUGCUGCGUACAGACAAUCAUCUAGUCAUCCCAACAGCGGCAAUACACCGUGAUCCAGUGCUUUAUCCCGAGCCAAAUAAAUUCGAUCCGGAACGUUUUAGUGAGGAAAAUAUUAAGCUACGCCAUCCAAUGGCUUUCUUACCCUACGGUGCCGGCCCCCGUUACUGCCUAGCGCAAGAAUUUGCCGAAAAGCAAAUACUGGUUGGGCUCGCAACACUGCUACGUUAUUACAGUUUCAGUCCAUGCCGCGAAACACCCAUUCCACUGGUGUACGAUAGCAAGCGUUUGGUGCUUACACCAAAAGGCAAAUUGAUUUUAAAAGUUCAGCGUGUGUGAGAAGCCAACAAAUGCGGUUUAGAAAAAAUGAAAGUAAUAUAAAGGAAACAUAUUUAGACAUUCUGAUGGUACAAUUUAUAGUUGUGUACAAAAUUGGAAAAAAAUUUUUAAUUUUCUUCUUAAAUUAACUUAACUUACUAUAUAUAAUUAUUCCACCUAAUUGUGUUUAAGAUGUAGUUUAUUGUUUUUAAGCUAUAGUUUUCCUUAUGACUUGUAUUGCAGUGUACAAAUACUUUCCAAACCACUGACCUCUAUUUAUGCCUAUUGAUUUCUAGGGUACGGUAUUUUUUAGAUUUCUAUUUGACAUUCAGUCAGUACACUUAAAUACUUAAGUAAUUUUACAAAACGAAAUAAUAUCCACAGACCCGGGAAAAAUGUUUGCUGCUUGUGAUGUGUAUUUAAGCUAUUCUCUAUAUAUUUACGAAAUACUUUUUUGUUAUUUGUUCAACACAAAUCAGUUUAUUAUAUGGAAGACACGAUCAAAAAUAUAUGUUAAAGCUAUAAAAUAACAA